AUGACUUUUUCUUCGCUGUUAACAGAUCCCGUCCAUUCAGAUUGUAAAUCCGGAAAGAAAACUUUUUCAGUUACAGUAGAUGAAACCUUAAUUCUAUUUCAAAUAACUUAUAUAGCUAAUGGCUCGUGUCGAAAAGCAGACUGGUGGUUAAGUUUCGACAGAAGAGGAUGGUCCAAAUGCCCAGCUAGAUUUCCAUACAUAAAUGGUUUGUACAGAAGCAAUACUUCACAGCCGAGGCGUGACACUAUUAAUCUUUUGGAAGAAGCCAAAUGUUGUCGUAAUGGGAAUCAGGCUAAAGCUAAAUGCGUGAAAGCGAAUUGG
Molecule: messenger RNA, 321 nt
Organism: Paramuricea clavata
Lineage: Eukaryota; Metazoa; Cnidaria; Anthozoa; Malacalcyonacea; Plexauridae
Source: the annotation of a GenBank genome assembly